GCGCUGGUUAUCGUUUGCAACGCAAGCUGCAAAUUUAGAAAACAAAAGCAAAAGGAAAAAAGUAGUAAAUGGGGUGUGAGGACGCUGCACCAGAAAAACGACCGAGGUCAGUGGGUGUGAGUUCAAAUGGUCGUUGUUUUAACUGAAAUUUAAACUGCUUACUUCUAUUUCUUUACUAUUUUAGACAGUUGUGGUACCUCGCUUAAAACCCAACAUCAUGUUUCUCAUUGCAUUGCGUCAUACAUUUCCUUUUUUAAAACUUCUUCAAAAAUAUUUUUGCUCUUGCAGCCAUUUUAAUCUCACUUAAGAACAAAGAAGUUGAGAAGGAACUUGUCGAACAAAGAUUACGAACAACGGAAUGGGUUGAAGACCUCAGUUAAGACAACAGCCAUGAACAUUACACUGGCCAUGAAUAACUCAACCAACACAACUCUCAAAGAGUCACGACAGAGCAACAACCAACAUAUUUUCGCAGAAGUUAUUCCCAUAGCAAUUUUGAUCAUCCUCACGAAUGGAGUUGUUUUUCUUCUCUUCUACAAAACGAAAAGCUUACGUACUCCAGCAAACUACCUGCUACUCAGCUUAGCCAUAAGCGACUUAAUGACAGGGUUGAUAAAUAUCCCUCUGUUUAUCGCUCAAACUUUAAACUCAGGUGAUUAUCGAAUUAUAUGUGCUUCAAUCCUCUUGCACAACGUGGCCUCAUUUUCAAUAGCCUAUCAUAUAACCGUCAUUACGGCAGAAAAAUAUCUUGCAGUAGUUGAUCCGUUUGGUCGUAACAUGAUGAGCAAAAAGACAGUUUCCAAGACUGUGAGUAUGGUUUGGCUUUGGUCGGCAUUACUUGGAACACUUCCUUCCUUUUGGUUCGAAAAAUGGUGGCUAUCUCUUGAACCUUCCACCUUAUACUUGUACGUCGGAUACAACAUUUUCUGCCUCGUCUUCGUGUUUUUGGUGCCGUUUAUGUUUAUGCUUUAUGCGUACUGCGUCAUGUUCAGAGCUAUUUGGAAAUCCUUACAGAGAAGAGAUUCUCGAACCUCGAAGAAGUCUACCAACGAGAAAAAGUGCCUGAUAAUUCUGUUGACAAUGGCAGUUACCUUUGCCAUCUGUCGGCUACCAUUGUUUACAAUGUUCUUAAUAUAUUCUUUCAGUAACGUUGGAUGGAUUAAUACCGCGUCUCACCCCGCCAUGAAACACGUUGCGCAAACAUUUACUAUCGUCCGAUAUCUUAGCUCUGCGAUCGACCCUUUGUUGUACACCUUCUUUAAGCAAGAUUUUUGGAAUGCUUUUCGUGCUCUCUUCUUGAAUGAGCGCCAACCGAGAACUCUCCGGCCAGCAGUGAUCAGAAUGACCUGACUGUAGAUGGAAGUCAUAUGGAAAACCGCGUGACUGAAGAGAUGGUUGAGCUGCACCAAGGCACAGACAAAACGAAAUAACUUUUAAACCACAUAGUCUGUAUUUACAUUCUGCGGAAAAACAGGAUGGUGUGUUCUUUUUAUGUAAAACAUUAAAAACCUCGGCAAGAUGUGUAAAGCUGGCUGCCGACUACGUGAAAUCGACUAAAGGGAUGGCUAACGGCUAUCAAGUCACACAUGUAGCCAGGGGCACCCAACGAGGAUAUAGUUCAAAACCACUUAACAUAGCAUUGUUGAACGUAUUUUAGUAUUCAAACGGUAGAUAUAGGCAUAUUUUUAU
Messenger RNA from Porites lobata, 1689 nucleotides. The record is from the annotation of a GenBank genome assembly. NCBI's taxonomy places the organism in Eukaryota, Metazoa, Cnidaria, Anthozoa, Scleractinia, Poritidae.